UAGUCCCUGUUCUGUAACCUACGCAAUUUUUGUCCUUCACCAUAAUGAGGAAAAAAAAAACUGAUUCUAAUCAUCCCUGAAAAUUAUCUGUUAAACACAUGUCCUCCAUGUGAAGAUAGACAUCAAUGUCGGCCCUCAGUCAACUCAUCCUAACUGCCCACCCAGAGGAAGUCCACCAAGGCUGACUGUGGCCAGAUUCUUCACCAGUGGAGAACUCAGUUCAUAAAAGAUGGACACAGAACAUCAGAGCAGAGAAGAUCUUGCUCUCCCAAAUCCACAGUGGCCUUCCAGUGUGCCUGGAAUUGAACCAUCAGAAGCUCCUUCCCAGAGUGAAACACUCCUGGAGAAGCCACCCCCACCCCCACCGCGGAAGACAUGGCUGACAUUUUUGCAUAAGGAGUUGGAAUUCCUGGGGGUAACACAAAUUCUGAUUGGCUCCAUAUGCCUUUGUUUUGGACUAGUUAUUUGCUGCUUACUCAGCCUCUCGGAACUUCAAGAAGAGUUGCUUUCAUCAUUCAAAUUAGGUUACCCAAUAUGGGGAGCAAUAUUUUUUACUAUUUCGGGAAUUUUGUCAAUUGUCUCUGAAAAGAAAAACAAAAUAUACCUGGUCCAGGGAAGCUUAGGAGCAAAUACUAUCUGCAGUAUAACUGCAGUUACAGGAAUCAUUAUCCUGAUCAUCAACCUGAAGCAGAACACGGCUUUUAUCUACAAUUGUCAGAAGACUCAUACCAAUGACUUCUGCUUGGCAGCUUCUUUCUCCACGGAAAUUGUGGCAAUUAUUCUGCUUCUAACCAUUCUGGGGUUUUGCUGUGCUGUGUCACUUACAAUCUAUCGAAUAGGAGAAAUUCUUGAAAAAAAUAAGAUUCCAGAAGAUCGCCUUUAUGAAGAAUUGAACAUAUAUUCACCAAUUUACAGUGAGUUGGAAGACAGAGGGGAGAAGUCUGCCCCCACAGAUUCAUAAGGAUUGUGUGAAGAACAUUCUAAUUUACAGCCAAUGGUCCAGAAAAUGUAGAGCUAUGUUUUGAAAUAUUUGCUCUUUCUAUGCUCUUCCAAUUUUAUAUUAUGAUUGUUCCUAUCCAUCCAACCUUGACCUCUUGUCCCAUAACCACUUUACCCCAAUACAUCGUAUUAUCAUUUAUCAUGUAUUCCUGACCUUCAUAGUGUAUAGUCAGUUACUAAGAUGUGUGCAAUAAAUUGGAAUCAUUCACCUUGA
Messenger RNA from Erinaceus europaeus (western European hedgehog), 1213 nucleotides. It is a transcript of the gene MS4A2, whose product is annotated as membrane spanning 4-domains A2. The coding region runs from base 230 to 961 and encodes 243 amino acids. Gene Ontology annotation, biological process: cell surface receptor signaling pathway. The record is from RefSeq and is a predicted model, not a curated record. Gene Ontology annotation, cellular component: external side of plasma membrane; Fc-epsilon receptor I complex; plasma membrane. NCBI's taxonomy places the organism in Eukaryota, Metazoa, Chordata, Mammalia, Eulipotyphla, Erinaceidae. The transcript is spliced from 7 exons.